Molecule: messenger RNA, 903 nt
Organism: Physella acuta
Lineage: Eukaryota; Metazoa; Mollusca; Gastropoda; Physidae
Product: ankyrin repeat domain-containing protein 50-like
Molecular function (GO): protein binding
Source: RefSeq, a predicted model, not a curated record
AUGGAAUUAAACAUCGGCACUGAUAGACCUGUCACGAAUGUUGGGACUACACUUACUCCUCAUACAAUACAACAGCCUCACGAUUUUUUCCAAGCUGCGGCGACAGGAUGCCUAGGCAUUGUCAAACAACAUUUGAUAAGAAAUGCAAGUAUUGUCCAGUGCGUUGAUUCGAGAGGUAACAAUGCUUUGAUUUUAGCCUCUACCAAUGGACAUAAUGAUGUUGUUGAGCUGCUUCUAGAGUACAAGACUGACAUUCAUAGUAAAAACACCAACGGUUGGAACUCACUGAUGAAGGCAGCUUCAAGUGGUCACAUAACCACAGUGCAGUUACUUUUAAAGCACUCAGCGAAUCAGUUCGAUGUAAACACGCUAGGCAACAAUGCUCUUAUGAUAGCCGCAAUUUUUGGAAAAAUUGACAUCGCUGAAAUCCUUCUAGAAAACAACGCAGAUGUUAAAAUAAAAAAUAAGCACGGGCGGACCGCGUUAUUUUUAGCUUCUCUGAAUGGACAUAUGGCAGUUGUAGAUUUGUUGCUAAAAAACAACGCAGACAUCAACGACACUGAUAUUUAUAAAUGGAAUUCUUUAAUGGCGGCAUCAUCUAAAGGUCACACCCAUGUUGUGUCGCUACUAUUGAGCCACAACGCUAGUACAAAAGAAGUUAACAGCGAAGGACUGAACGCUUUUUUGAUAGCAGUAGCCAACGGAAGGAUCGAAACAGCCAAUCAGCUUUUAAAACAGCCGGACGCCAUCACUGUAACCGACGCGUAUGGUCAAAAUGCAUUGCACAUUGCUUCAUACAAAGGAAGAAUAGGAAUACUCGAUUUGCUGAUAAAUAAUAAAAUAGAUGUAAAUAGUAAAACUAAAAAUGGAUGUGACGCUUUAAUGUUGGCCGCUGCUGAAUGA